AAAAUGUAAAGCCUGUGUUUCAUUGUUAGGCUUCACAAGUGGCAAUGAAUGUGACUUGUGUUUUAUCUAUUGAAAACAUUUCAUCACCUUCAUCCACCGCUGUUUGAAUGCUCGAAGCUCCUUAACUAUCAUAGAAGUGCGUGCAGCCCGCUCUCCAGUUGCCGUUUGAAUAUUUUUGAGAGGUUUCAGGUUUGUGGGGGCGUCACAUCCCACGAGCACUUCGUAGACAAUUUGUUGAGCAUGUUUACUUGAGUGUGUGAGAGCUUUUUCAUUUUGAUGUCGAGGUUUUGUGAAGCGACCGCUGCCGGAGUGUGGGAGUUUUGAGUUGAUAGAGUGAUGGAUGGUAGUGUGGGGAAUGGAGGUGGUGUUCAUUUCCUGGUGUUGGCAGCAGAUGAGUGUGAAAGAACGGAGGAUCUAUUUCUUUUUGGAUUGACGAGUUUCGGUGUGACGGUCUGCGGCUGUUGAGCGGGCGGCGAGAUUCUUGUGUAGGUUUACAGUAACAGCUCCGGUGACUGUGGUCCAUGAUGGGGGAUAUCGGAGUGCAAAUGAGGUACAGUGUAGUUACAUGCGAGCAGAUUGUCGUUUAAGAAGAAUCUUGGGUUGGUGGUAAUUUUUUCAAGCGUGGCGAAAUGGGAAGUUUGGGGCAAGGACAAGUAGGAGGAGGAUUUGGCGUGUACCAGCAUGAAGCAAUUUCGUCUGCCUUGUCCGCCAUGUCCCUGAGGCCGUCGCGGCGAGACAUUAUCGUGAUAGUCUCGCUGUCAGUUCUCUCGGCGUCGCUUCUUGCGGUCCUAACAUCCAGGAGUGAGGUCGCAACUGCCGCAUUUGCAGCAGUUGGUGUAUCCGGAGAGAUUUCCAUCAUUGUGGUGCGAACAUCACAAGCAGUUCUCACAAUAUUCUUUGCCCUAACCUUGAGUGCUCUUCAUAAAGCAAUUUCUCUUCAAGCUGCAGCUGAUGCAAGUAUGGCGAAAGCUGCCAGUGUGAAAAAUGCAGCGGAUGCGUCUUCGAAUUUGACUCUUACAAAGCAUCAGCAGGCCUUGCUUGGCUUGUCAGGGCUCGGACGCAAGAGUAACGUGCUUGACAAAGGCGUAGACUUAGCUAAUGAACUGAAGGGUAUAGGGGACGUGCGGCUGCGACCAACCAGGAUGAAUGCAUCACCAUCACAGCCUUCAGCUUCGCCGUCGCGUUCUUUGAUGGUCCCAUUACAUCCAACGCAGAAUAAAGGAAACAAGGGGGCAUCAGCUUCUGAUGCAGGGUUUCUUUCUUUGUUGGCUGGUCCUGUCUCAUCUGUGUCUCCAUCUAGUGCACUGACCAACCCUAAACCUUCCUAUUUUUCUCAGGGUUCACCAUAUUCAAAACCUGCAUAUCUAUCAAAUCCAGUAGGGAGCCCACAUGAGCUUCGUCCAACUCCUUGGUCUCGGCAAAAGAGCUUCAAUCUAAAAGAUGACUUCCAAAGUGAGGAGAAGUUGCAAAAAUUCUUAUCAGAUACAGACACUAAAAUGGCAGAAGGUGCUGGAAUGACUGCCCUAGCUGACCAAGUCUGCAUGACUCCACCUCCCACCAUCCGUGGAGUUGCUAGCAACUUAACUACUCCAAGCCCUGUAAACGUACCUGUUUGCUUGAGCAGCCCUCGAGGGACUCCAGUUCGGGCGUUGCGUAUGUCCCCCACUCAGAAAGGAGUUACGCCUCCUAAGAAGGGAGAGAAGGGAGAGAAUGAAUUGCCCAGUCCUAUGUCUCUAGAGGAGGUAACAGAAAGACUCAGCCUUUUGGGGGUCCUCCCUUGCAUUGAUCAAUGGAGAGAUGCACUGCGCCAGUGGUUUUCAGAGGUUCUGCUGAGUCCUCUGGUCUACAAGAUCGAUUCGAGUCAUCUACAGGUGAUGGCAGCAGCAGCAAAGCUAGGCCAAACUUUGACUGUUUCUCCAGUUGGUGGUAAAUUAAGACCUGCUUCUGGUGAUGGAGUGGCAUCUGAGUGGCUUUCUGCAGCAACAGACGAUGAGGCUAUGCUGCAUCAACUUCGUGCUGCUCUCUUGCAGGCUCGUGAAGCCACUCCUGCUCCGCAGCCAGGGCUUUUCGGUCUUCAAUCUUCAGGCAAGGAGCGUAUCGUGAAUCCAUUGGUUCAGGAAUGUCUGGAUGCAGUUACUGAGCAUCAGCGCCUUCGUUUACUCAUGAAAGGAGAAUGGUUCAAAGGACUUCUUCCUUUGAGCAAUGUGAGUCCUAACGCCAUUGUUCAAAGAAUUAGAGAACUCUCUGAAGGCUCAUGUGUGAAAAGGUACGACUUCAUGGGCAGUGGCAGCAAGAAACCCAACGCUGAGCUCCCUUCUGAUCCCCAUCUUCUUCUCUAUCUUUUCUGCGCCUUGUUGGAACAUCCACAGUGGAUGUUACACGUGGACCCGUAUGGCCAUUCCAGCAUGCAGACAGGAACGAACCCACUUUUUCUGAACUCUCUUCCUGGAAACGAAAGAUAUUCUGAGAAGCAUGUUGCGGUGUUGCCGAAUGCUCCGGAAGCAAUACCUGGAGGGGCGUGUGUCUUGGCUGUUGGCAAGCAAAUCCCUCCAGUAUUUGCCCUCUACUGGGACAAAAAGCUGCAGUUUUCUAUGCAGGGGCGUACAGCACUAUGGGACGCAGUUUUGCUGCUGUGUCAUCGAAUCCAGAUAGCUCAUGGUGGCGUGGUUCGAGGAAUAAGCUUAGGAUCGCCAGCAUACAACCUUUUGUCCGUUUUGGAGCCCACAGCACUUCGCAGUCCUCUUCCGUAGUCGAGUUUAUGCCAACGGCUUCCAGUGCUCUCAAUGCAUCACUGUUCAUUUUUUUGCAGAGUUUUCUUUCCAAUGGUGAUGGGCGCACAACAAAGAAAUCUUCAGCUCAAAAAGUGGUGUGUACUAUACUUGUCAGCUUAAUCGAGCUCUACUGUUCAAAAUUCUCAUCUCUUGUAAUUAUUUUGUUCAAUGUGAACAAUAACUUUCUAUUCUCAA
This is a messenger RNA of Physcomitrium patens, 2966 nucleotides long. RefSeq lists its product as uncharacterized. Gene Ontology annotation, cellular component: membrane. NCBI's taxonomy places the organism in Eukaryota, Viridiplantae, Streptophyta, Bryopsida, Funariales, Funariaceae. The record is from RefSeq and is a predicted model, not a curated record.